AAGCGUUGUGUUUACUUGCGCAGCGCCCGAACCGAUCAGAUGAAAACCGAGUCCCGGGACGCUGCACGCUUCACUCUCGCGUUUGGACCGACGGCGCCGGGCGGAUCCGGAUCAGACGGACCUGGUUUCCGGACAGUCAGCGGGCGGCGCGGCACGCUGUGGGCGGGCUGAGGAGCGCCGUGAGCGGCUGCAGCGGCGGAAACGGACCGCAGAGGGAAAUGUACCCGGUGCAGGGGAAAAAGGAAAAGGUCGUUGCCAUGGUGAUGAAGGAGCUUCCUGGUAAGAAGGCAUCUUCAGAAGGAAACACCCUCUUCACCGUGACAACCAAGCUGGUGGGGGAGCAGCAGGAGAGUCGCCCCCUGCUGAGUCCCUCCAUCGAUGACUUUCAGUCUGAAGCCCGCAGCGACGCCUCCUCCAGUCGACCCCUGACCUCCAACACCGCAGUCCUCUCCACAGCUCUGGACCUGGUUGACCUGAGUGACCUGGGGCAGAGCGGUGGAGGCAGAAACAGGGAGUCCAGGAGGAGCCCGAAGAGGAGGAAGGGGAGCUGGAGGAGCCCACGGUGCCGUACACAGCAUGAUGAGACGGAACUCAUCCAGGUGGAGGUGGAACAGCUAUCUCCGCGGACCAGAACAACAGAGAGGGCUUCACUGGACUCAGUCAGCCUGUUGUCUCCUCUGGAGAAUUGGGAGGAGCUUAACCUGGAGGAGGACAGAGGACAGAGGAGGAGCUAUGAGAAGAAAUGCACCUCCCACCACUCCUCCAGCGAACUCCUGUGGUCUGCAGAGUUUAAAAUGGGGCCGCUGCUCAAGAACACUUUUGAGAUCCACAGCUUUGAUGAUCUUGACUUUAUUUCUUCAUCGCAGGACAGCAGUGUCUUGCGACACCGGAGACGAACUCGCUCCCUGUUAAUGAAGAAUGAGUCUCUGGAGGAUGAGUUUGUAAGGGCAAAAGCUGCUGUCGAGUCAGACACGGAGUUCUGGGAUAAGAUGCAGGCGGAGUGGGAGGAGCUUGCUCGCAGGAAUUGGUUGGAGGAGUCCGAGAGCCAGGAGCCGAACCCGCCCACAGUCUCAUCUCUGGAGAAGGAUUAUUACUUCAAUACCAACAACCCCUACAAGGACCGAGGCACCGCCUUCGCCGAGGGUCAGGACCGAGCCCGAGAGGGUGACUUGAGCGCUGCCGUGCUGCUGCUGGAGGCCGCCAUCUUACAGGACCCACAUGACUCUGAGGCGUGGCAAGUUCUCGGAAUGACGCAGGCUGAAAAUGAGAACGAACAGGCCGCCAUCGUGUGUCUGCAGCGAUGCUUGGAGCUCCAUCCCAACAACCUGACGGCCCUCAUGGCGCUCGCUGUCAGUUUGACAAACACAGGCAUGCAACAUGAGGCGUGUGUUGCCCUGCGCCGCUGGAUUGGGCAUCACCCGCGAUACAAACACCUGCUCCAGAACAGCAGGACACCAUCACACGGCUCCCCGGUCAUGCCACGCCGAGACGCCCACGCUUCUACUCUGCACAGCUCCAGCCUGCUGGAGGUUCUGGCUCUGUUCCAGGAUGCAGCACUUUUGAACCUGGACAGUGUGGAUCCGGAUCUCCAGACCGGUCUCGGUGUCCUCUACAACCUGAGCUCAGAUUUUAACAAAGCAGUGCAGGCUUUCACCACAGCGCUGUCCGUCAAACCGCAGGACUACCUGCUGUGGAACCGUCUUGGUGCCACGCUAGCUAAUGGUAACCGCAGCGAGGAGGCGGUGGAGGCGUACAACAGAGCCCUGGAGCUGCAGCCUGGAUUCAUCCGGUCCAGAUACAACCUGGGGAUCAGCUGCAUCAACCUCGGGGCUCUCAGGGAAGCAGCCAGUAACUUCCUGACUGCUCUGAACCAGCAGAGACAGAGUCAACGCCACAGCCACCAGCAGAUGUCCUCUAACAUCUGGACCGCCCUGCGUAUCGCCAUCUCCAUGAUGGACCGGCCGGAGCUGUUCCAGGCGGCCAGCGUGGAGGACCUGGACCUGCUGUUGAAGGCCUUCAACAUGGACAGCGUUUGAUGUUGAACCGUGUCCAGGUCGGUCGGGUUACCAGGGGCCUCAUGUACAAAGGCUGCAUACGCACAAAACUGUGGCGCACAUCC
Thalassophryne amazonica is the source of this 2119-nucleotide messenger RNA. RefSeq names its product peroxisomal biogenesis factor 5-like b (gene pex5lb). Gene Ontology annotation, biological process: protein import into peroxisome matrix, docking. Gene Ontology annotation, molecular function: protein binding. The transcript has 14 exons. The record is from RefSeq and is a predicted model, not a curated record. NCBI's taxonomy places the organism in Eukaryota, Metazoa, Chordata, Actinopteri, Batrachoidiformes, Batrachoididae. The coding region runs from base 219 to 2036 and encodes 605 amino acids. Gene Ontology annotation, cellular component: peroxisomal membrane; cytosol.